AUGAUGAACACCGCUCGCCUGUGUUGGCUGAUUGCCGCCGUCGCCAAUUGUCGAAUGAUGGACUACACCGGCUACGCGCUCUACCGAUUCCGUGUCGAUCCGUCGGCCGACACACUUCGACACCUCGAGGCGUUCGACACCGAGUUCGACGAGGCGACAAAAACGUCGCGCCUUCAACUCGACGUCUGGUCGGAACCAUCGAAAUCGAAUCCGUUCGCCGACGUGCUCGUCGCGCCCGAGUUCACCGCCAAAUUUCGCCGAAUGGUGAUCAGCGAAGAGCGGCGGCUAAUCGCGAAAUUGCGACGACGACGGAAACGCUCGAUCGACGCGUGGGACCACUUCGACACGCACAUGUAUCAUUCAUACGGCGAUAUGACGCGAUUCAUGCGGUCGUUGGCUCGCCAAAAAUCCGACAUGGUCACCAUACACCACGUCGCCACGUCCUACGAGCAUCGCCAAAUCUAUGGUGUGAAAAUCAGCAAGCCCGGCGCGACGCGCAUCGACAAACCAUCGUUCAUCAUCGACGCCGGUGUGCACGCGCGCGAAUGGAUUGCGCCGGCGGUGGCGAUUUACAUGAUCAAGUACGCCGUCGCCAAUUAUGGUGUCGACGAGCGAUUGACGCGAAGUCUCAACAAAUUCGAUUGGUACAUCAUACCGCAGAUCAAUCCCGACGGCUAUGAGUACAGUAGGAAUACGGAUCGUCUUUGGCGAAAAACGCGAAGUGUCAACACGACGGUCAACAAAUGGUGUAUGGGCGCCGACGCGAAUCGCAAUUGGGGCUAUCGUUGGGGUGAAGCGGGCGCGAAUCGAACGCCGUGCUCCAACAUCUACAUGGGAAGUCAUCCGUAUUCGGAGCCGGAGAUUCGCGGCCUCAAAGACUUCAUCGCGUGGAACGUCACCAAUCCGAUACUCUACGUCAGCCUUCACUCAUACGGCCAACUGCUUUUGUCGCCGUGGGGCUACACGAACGAGAAGACGGCCAACUAUUUGGAUCAGCGAAAAGCCGCGCAGCUCGCCGUGCAAUCGAUGCGCAACACCACCGGCGCUUCCUACAAUUUUGGCACAAUUUCGGAGUUGAUGUAUCCGGCGUCUGGAACCAGCAUCGACUAUAUGCAGCACCUCGGUGUGCCCUACAUCUAUGGUGUCGAGUUGCGGCCCACCGACGCGCCGAAUAGUCCGGCGUUCAAUCUACCGCCGGAGUACAUCGAGACGACAGGCAAAGAGAUGUUGGCGGCGGUUUACGCGAUCUCCGAGCACGCCGUCAAAGUGCAACGCCUCUAA
Caenorhabditis bovis is the source of this 1281-nucleotide messenger RNA. The record is from the annotation of a GenBank genome assembly. NCBI's taxonomy places the organism in Eukaryota, Metazoa, Nematoda, Chromadorea, Rhabditida, Rhabditidae.